UCCCUCGCGUUCGUAGCUGCUACCCGUAUCAAUGUUGCGGGUGUUAAGGAGACUCCGUUGAGAUCAACUAAGUCAUUGUGCGGCAGAGGUGUUCCACGAGCCGCGCCAUGAAGCUCCUUGUCUGCCUCUUUGGGCUUUUUGCCUCAUUCGCUCAGGGCUACGAUUACCAAACGUUCUGGUUCGAGACGAAGAUCGACCAUUUCAGUUUCGCAAGGAAUGACUCUUUCAAGAUGCGUGUUCUCUACAGCGAUAAGUACUUUGACAGCAGUGAGCCAGGACCGGUUUUUUUCUACACUGGGAACGAAGGAGAUAUAGAAACGUUCACCAAUAAUACAGGUCUCAUGUGGGAUUGGGCAGCCGACUUCAAAGCUCUUCUGAUUUUCGCCGAACAUCGAUUUUAUGGGAAAUCAAUGCCCUUCGGAGACAAAUCCUACGACACCUACAAACAAUAUGGAUAUCUGACCGCCGAACAAGCACUAGCCGAUUUCGCGGAUCUCAUUCAGCACGUCAAGAACAACUGGCCAGUCAAAAAAGUUGUCGCCUUCGGUGGUUCCUAUGGAGGCAUGCUAUCGGCUUGGAUGAGAAUCAAGUAUCCUUGGCUCAUUGACGCGGCUAUUGCUGCUUCAGCACCCAUCCUUCAAUUCCAAGACGUGACGGCGUGCGGAGUGUUCGAUAAAAUCGUCACCAAAGCCUUUGCGAAAGCGAGUGAAAGGUGUGCGGACAACAUCCGCAGAUCAUGGAUUGCUCUCGAGAAGCUCGGGAAGGAUGGCGAGAACGGUUCUGCUUUAAUCCGCGAGAAUUUCCGCAUCUGUCAGAACGUUCUGCCGUCUAAUUACACGGCCGUGCGAGACUGGCUUCACGACACCUAUGGCAAUCUAGCCAUGAUUAACUACCCCUACGGUACGAACUUCCUGAAGAAGGUUCCUGGACAUCCCGUUCAAGUAUCCUGCAGUUUCCUGGAUAAAGACUUCCACUGCGAUGCCGAGCUUCUCAAGGGCGUCUACCAGGCUAUCAAUGUGUUCCAUAACUUUUCUGGAGACACCCAAUGCAACGACGUCGGGAACUCCGGUGGGGACAACAUCAGCGAUGCGGGUUGGAACAUUCAAACCUGCAACGAAAUGGUUAUGCCUUUCUGUGGAGAUGGCCAAGAAGAUAUGUUCUAUCCCUAUUCGUGGAAUUUCACACAGUUUCGAAAAGACUGCGAGAAGAAAUAUGGGAUGACUCCGGACCUCAAUAUCGCCAGAAGGAUGUUCGGUGGCAGAGAUAUCAGUGCAGCCAGCAAUAUCGUGUUCAGUAACGGUGAUCUCGAUCCUUGGUGUGGAGGCGGUGUCCUGAAGCAACUGAACCCGACCUUGCCCGUGGUCAUCAUUGAAGGAGGGGCUCACCAUUAUGAUCUCCGUUCAGCGAGCCCUCUGGAUACUCCGGCUGUGAUUUCCGCUCGAAACGUAGAGAAGGAAUAUAUCAAACUGUGGAUAGGCGCCUCUUGAAUAUGAGUUUCAUCCAGGCGCAAUAAAAAGCGAAUCCGCUCGUUGUGGAUCGUUGAAUC
This is a messenger RNA of Galendromus occidentalis (western predatory mite), 1546 nucleotides long. RefSeq names its product lysosomal Pro-X carboxypeptidase. Gene Ontology annotation, biological process: proteolysis. The record is from RefSeq and is a predicted model, not a curated record. Gene Ontology annotation, molecular function: dipeptidyl-peptidase activity; serine-type exopeptidase activity. The coding region runs from base 108 to 1487 and encodes 459 amino acids. Lineage: Eukaryota; Metazoa; Arthropoda; Arachnida; Mesostigmata; Phytoseiidae. The transcript has 7 exons.